AUGUGGCGGCCCCUGCUGCUGCUGCUGCUGCUGCUGCCGCCGACGGUGUCGCGCCUAAGCAAGGCGGAUCCUCCCCAGGAGAGGGUCCCGCUCUUCUGGCUCACUCAGCAGGGCUCCUGGGGGUGCGGCUGCAGCAACGCCACAGGCUCGCCCUGCGAGGGGCUCCCCGCCGCGGGGGUCACGACCUUGACCCUCGCGAACCGCAGCCUGGAGCGCCUGCCCAGCUGCCUGCCCGGCGCCCUGCGCAGCCUCGACGCCAGCCACAACUUGCUGCGCGCCCUGAGCGCGUCGGACCUCGGCCACCUGCCGCAGCUGCAGGUGCUGACGCUCCGCCACAACCGCGUCGCCGCGCUGAGCUGGGGCCAGGGCGGACCGGCGGGGCUGCACACGCUGGACCUCAGCUACAACCAGCUGGCCGCCCUGCCGCCGUGCGCCGGGCCCGCGCCGCGCAGCCUCCGCACGCUGGCGCUCUCCGGGAACCCGCUGCAGGCGCUGCCGCCCCGGGCCUUCGCCUGCUUCCCUGCCCUGAGGCUCCUCAACCUGUCCGCCUCCGCGCUGGGCCGCGGCGCCGGGGGCGGCAUCGCCCAGGCGGCGUUCACCGGAGCGGACGGCGCGCCCCUGGACGCGCUCGAGGUCCUGGAUCUCAGCGGCACGUUCCUCGAGCGGGUUGAGCCAGGGUGGAUCAGAGACCUGCCGAAGCUCACGUCCCUCUACCUGAGGAUGAUGCCCAAGCUGAGGACCCUGGAGGGGGACAUUUUCAAGAUGACUCCCAACCUGAAGCAGCUGGAUUGUCAAGACUCCCCAGCACUUACUUCUGUCCACACACACAUCUUUCAAGAUACUCCUCGUCUGCAGGUCCUUCUGUUCCAGAACUGUAACUUGAGUUCCUUCCCUCCUUGGACGCUGGCUUCCUCCCAGAUCCUAUCCAUCAACCUGUUUGGCAACCCCCUCACUUGCAGCUGUGAGUUGUCCUGGCUGCUCAUGGACGCAAACAGAACUAUCCUAAACAGGGCAGCAGACACCGUGUGUGCACCCGCUGCGGGCUCCGGCGGCCCCUUCUCAGCGCCGCUUUCGCUCUCCCGGCUGCCUGGUGUGUGCCAGUCGGACCAAAGCACCACCCUCCUUGCUUCAAACCCACCCUCCUCGGACCACUGGGCCUAUGCACCGACUGCGCGGGGGCCCUCCGCCCCACCGAGCACAGCCCCCUCCACUCGGCCUGCAGGAGGUCAACAGAGUGUCACCGAGGCCCCCUCUCUAGGUGUGGACUCCGUCACACGAGCUGCAUGGCUGCGCAGCGGUGCAGGGGAGGGGACUGCCCCCUCCACUGUCAACUCUACAGCAGGACGCAGCAACUCCAGCGUUCCACCCGGGGCUGCCAGCACAGCCGGGACAGAGCACCGAGGAGAACAUGCUGCCAGGCUUGUCCUGGAGCCUAAUGUCUCAGCUGCCUCCACGCCAUUGGCCAGCAAACGCCCAGGCCCCUUCCCUACCUCGUGGAACGGCUUGAGCACGCCUCAACCCCACCAGAGGACGCAGACCACCCCUCGGGCUUCCCACCCGAGUCCCUCUGGGGGAGGGAUUCCAAUCCUCUUCUUGGACGACUACAGUGAGGAGGAGGAGGGGAUCAAGGAGGAGGUGGCAGCGCCUCUCCCUGAUGUCCCUUGUGAUUACCACCCCUGCAAGCACCUCCAGACCCCGUGCGCGGAGCUGCAGAGGCGCUCGCGGUGCCUGUGCCCCGGCCUCAGCGGGGAGGACACCAUCCCAGACCCUCCCCGGCUGCAGGGGGUGUCGGAGACGACCGACACGUCGGCGCUCGUCCACUGGUGUGCCCCCAACUCGGUGGUGCACGGGUACCAGAUCCGCUACUCGGCAGAGGGCCGGGCGGAGAACCAGUCGGUGGUGGGCAUCUACGCCACCGCCCGGCAGCACACCUUGUACGGGCUGUCGCCGGGCACCACGUACCGCGUGUGCGUGCUGGCGGCCAACAGGGCGGGCCUGAGCCAGCCGCGGGCCUCGGGCUGGAGGAGGGCGUGCGCCGCCUUCACCACCAAGCCCAGCUUCGUGCUGGUCCUCGCGGGGCUGUGCGCCGCCCUUGGCCUGCUGCUGGUCAGCACCCUGGUGCUGUCCGCGUGUCUCUGCAGGCGGGCCGGGGCGCCACACCGGCAGCGCUAUGACACGCACCUGGUGGCCUACAAAAACCCGGCCUUUGACCACCCGCUGGCGACCUAG
This is a messenger RNA of Propithecus coquereli (Coquerel's sifaka), 2229 nucleotides long. RefSeq names its product leucine rich repeat neuronal 4 (gene LRRN4). The record is from RefSeq and is a predicted model, not a curated record. The coding region runs from base 1 to 2229 and encodes 742 amino acids. Gene Ontology annotation, molecular function: protein binding. NCBI's taxonomy places the organism in Eukaryota, Metazoa, Chordata, Mammalia, Primates, Indriidae. The transcript has 4 exons.